This is a messenger RNA of Prorocentrum cordatum, 1584 nucleotides long. The record is from the annotation of a GenBank genome assembly. Lineage: Eukaryota; Dinophyceae; Prorocentrales; Prorocentraceae.
GUCACCUUCGCCGCGGACGACGACAAUGCGCCUCCCGAGCUCACCAAGAUCGUGAAGGGCAGCGGGCUGAGCAUCGUCACGCGCGCGGAGAUCGCGAAGAUGAUCGGGGCGCACUCUGUAGAGCCUUCCGAGAUGCUGCCCAUGGAGGUGGUUGCGGGGCAGAAGGCUCCAGGCGCUUCUGGCUAUCGGCGCUUCAAGGCGCGCGGCUGCGUGUGCGGGGCGGUGGGCCCCUCGGAGCAGACCUUUACGCAACAUGUAGACAUUGCCAGCCUCCGCAUGGCGCUCGCCGUGUGCGCGCACCGUCGUUGGAGCGUGUCGGCCCUCGACGUGUCAACCGCGUUUCUGAGCGCGUUGCUCCCUGUGGACAAGAAGCGAGUGGUCAUUCGCCCACCGGCCAUCUUCGUCAAGUUCGGGCUGGUGCCGGCGGGCGAACACUGGGCGGCCGAGAGGGCCAUCUACGGCCCGAGGUGCUCGCCGAAGGCUUGGGGCGAUCUGCGCGACGCGGAGCUCCGCAAGCUGACGUUCACCGUCGGCGCGCUCCAGUGCCACCUCGAGCAGUCUGCCGUCGAUAGCUCGGUCUGGCUCGUCAAGGCGAACGGGGUGGACGACGUCUUGGGCUAUGCGCUGAGCUACGUGGGCGACUUCUUGUUCAUGGGCUCCGAGGGCGUGGCAUGGGCCCUGCAGACCUCCAUCGGCGCGCUCUGGACUACGAGUUCCCAGAAAAUCAUCUCCCCGGACUGUCCGGGAACCAUUCGUUAUUUGUCCAUCGACAUCCGCAUAGGCCCCUACCGCCUGACGCUGAGCCAGCACGAAAACGUCCACGACAUGCUGAUGAAGUGGAACAUGGCCCAGUGCAGCGGCUGCCAGUCGAUCAGCCCCGACGAUGAGAUCUACCUGCCCUCCCAGCCCGAGGACGACGAGGAGAAGCCUGACCCUGAUGAUGUGCGCGGUGCGCAACGGAUGGCAGGUGGACUCCUUUGGCUUUCGAGCCGCACUCGGCCAGACCUGUCCUACAGCGUCUCGCGGAUCUCAAGCCAUGCGACUCGGAGGCCGCGUGCGCCCCUCGUUCUGGGCAAGAGGGUCUUGCGGUACUUGGCGGCUACCCGCCUGUUGGCGCUGGUCUACGUGCUGAGCACCCCCCGCGAGCUGCAGGACCUCAUCUGCCAGUUGGACGUCUUCUCGGAUGCCAGCCAUGGCGAUGCGGGCGCGCAGACAGGCGUCGUUUGUUUCAUGUAUGGGCGCAUGCUGGUCGACCGGCGCAGCUUGAGGCAGCAGUUGGUCUGCUUCUCGACGGCCGAGGCGGAGAUGAAUGGUCUCGCCCUCAGCUGCCAGGCGCUCUACGGUCCGGAGGCGGUCGCCCACUCCAUGGAGCUGCAGACGACCGCAGUCCUCCACGGCGACAACCAAGCGGCGAACCACAUCGCCGAGGGUCGCGGCAGUUGGAGGACGAGGAGCCUUAUGACUAAGGACAACGCCAUCCGGAGCCGAGUUGAACGCGGCAUGUUGGAACUGAUCUACGUGGUGACGGCUCUGAUGCGCGCCGACGGGCUCGCCAAGAGCAAGGGGCCUCACCACGUGGCGAGG